AUGACGCCAGACUGGGCUAUGCCCGGUGUCCAAGAGUUUGUACCUGGGAAACUGGAUCCAAGCGUCCUGGCAGUAUCCGAUGCUGGCGAUCCUCGUACGCCUCAUUUCGAUUCCUUCCUAGCCAGUCAUCAGCACCAGCAGCCCAAUCCUUAUCUUGAGCACAAUAUCAAUGGCGGCUUCCUUCAGACGUCAUCAGCUUUUCAGCAACCUGUGCAAUACCACCAAUAUGCCCCGAUCGGACCACAUAACCCGAAUAUGAUGCCAUAUCAGCGGAGCGUACACGACUUGUUCCUGACCAAUGAACUGCGAGAAGAUAUACAGAGAAGAAUGGCAGCAACUCUUCAGACACUACCCAACUCCCAGCUGCCACAACAUAUCGAAAGUUAUCAUUCACUCGUCCCACUUGACACAACUCACCACAAAAGCUCCUCUACUUUCGGUGGCUACCACUCUUGGGUCUACAAAGUUCAAUCAAGCACCAACGGCCAUUUCUUUGUUCUGCGUCGAAUUGAGGGCUUCCGACUCACUAACGAACAGGCAAUUCGAUCAGUGCAACCCUGGAAACACAUUGUCAAUGCAGGCGUCGUCCGAAUCGUCGAUGUCUUCACCAAUCGUAGUUUCGGAGACAGCUCCUUGUUCAUUGUGACCGAAUACCACGCACUAUCAAAGACAUUAGCGGAGCACCACCAUAUAGGACAUGGUCGACAUGUCAGAGCACGCAACAGCAUUGACCAGGUAUCAGAAACCGUUCUCUGGAGCUACGUUACGCAAUUGGCCUCUGCACUUAAGACUGUUCAUAAUAGUGGUCUUGCGGCUAGAGUACUUGAUACGUCCAAAGUUCUUGUCACUGGUAAGAACCGAGUGAGAUUGAAUGGCUGCGCUGCACUUGAUGUGAUACAAUACGAAGCUGCCACUUCCUUGGCUCAUCUACAGAGGCAGGAUCUAGUCAAUUUCGGGCUCACCAUAUUGUCCGUCGGAGCGAACAUGGCCGACGCCAGUCAAAAUUUUGCACGGGCCAUGGACCAAUUUAAGCGCUUCUACAAGCCAGAGAUACAGACAGCCGUCGUCUGGCUUUACAGUGCCCAGCAACAUACUGAUCGAACGAUCGAUCAGUUUAUCAAUCUCAUAUCCUCACAAAUAAUUGCUUCUUUCGAUGCAGCACUGCACGCAGACGACAGCCUCCACGGCGACUUCGCAAGAGAGGUAGAAAACGCCCGCCUUGUACGCUUACUUACGAAACUGAAUUUCAUCAACGAGCGGCCAGAGUUCGAGCACGAUCGGCAGUGGGCCGAAAACGGCGAACGCUUCUUCUUAAAGCUAUUCCGAGACUACGUUUUCCACCAGGUCGAUGCACAGGGACAUCCCGUCGUUGACUUGGCGCAUGUCCUAUCAUGUUUGAAUAAGCUAGAUGCAGGAACAGACGAGCGCCUGACACUAGUUAGCCGGGACGAACAAAAUUGCUUUGUUGUGACUUUUCGAGAAUUGAAGAAGGCUAUCGAGUCAGCAUUCCAGGACCUAAGUAGUAAUUCACGUCGUCUUUAG
This is a messenger RNA of Lithohypha guttulata, 1542 nucleotides long. It is a transcript of the gene PAN3, whose product is annotated as PAB-dependent poly(A)-specific ribonuclease subunit 3. The coding region runs from base 1 to 1542 and encodes 513 amino acids. Gene Ontology annotation, molecular function: ATP binding; protein kinase activity; poly(A) binding. Gene Ontology annotation, cellular component: P-body; PAN complex. The record is from RefSeq and is a predicted model, not a curated record. Gene Ontology annotation, biological process: protein phosphorylation; nuclear-transcribed mRNA poly(A) tail shortening; mRNA processing. Lineage: Eukaryota; Fungi; Ascomycota; Eurotiomycetes; Chaetothyriales; Trichomeriaceae. The transcript has 4 exons.